GCAAAUGCGGCUAUCGUUUAUUGUGUUUUGAAACGUGAAGUGAACGUGAACAGCAGUGAAUUCGAAAAUGGCCCGUACCAAGCAAACCGCUCGCAAAUCGACUGGUGGCAAGGCGCCACGUAAGCAACUGGCUACUAAGGCCGCUCGCAAGAGCGCUCCCGCCACCGGAGGCGUGAAGAAGCCUCAUCGGUACCGCCCUGGAACUGUUGCCCUGCGUGAGAUCCGUCGAUACCAGAAGAGUACCGAGCUGCUGAUCCGCAAGCUGCCUUUCCAGCGUCUGGUGCGUGAAAUCGCUCAGGACUUCAAGACUGACCUGCGAUUCCAGAGCUCGGCGGUGAUGGCUCUGCAGGAAGCUAGCGAGGCCUAUCUAGUAGGCCUCUUUGAAGAUACCAACUUGUGUGCCAUUCAUGCCAAGCGUGUCACCAUCAUGCCCAAGGACAUCCAGUUGGCCCGUCGCAUUCGCGGCGAGCGUGCUUAGGUCGAGACGGCUUCAACUGGCUGC
Messenger RNA from Drosophila biarmipes, 502 nucleotides. Its product is annotated as histone H3. The record is from RefSeq and is a predicted model, not a curated record. The coding region runs from base 68 to 478 and encodes 136 amino acids. Gene Ontology annotation, cellular component: nucleosome. NCBI's taxonomy places the organism in Eukaryota, Metazoa, Arthropoda, Insecta, Diptera, Drosophilidae. The transcript has a single exon. Gene Ontology annotation, molecular function: structural constituent of chromatin; protein heterodimerization activity; DNA binding.